Molecule: messenger RNA, 5228 nt
Organism: Psammomys obesus (fat sand rat)
Lineage: Eukaryota; Metazoa; Chordata; Mammalia; Rodentia; Muridae
Gene: Bend4
Product: BEN domain containing 4
Exons: 5
Coding region: 62-1687 (541 amino acids)
Molecular function (GO): DNA binding
Source: RefSeq, a predicted model, not a curated record
GGCCGGGCGGCCGAGCCUCCCCCGGAGCCGCGCGCGGGGCGGGCCGGGCCUGAGGCUCGGCAUGGAGCCCGAGAUGCAAGCGGCGGAGGAGGGGCCCAGCGCGCCCCGCAUCUACAAGCAGCGCGGCCCCUACAGCGUCCUCAAGACGUUCCCCAGCCGGCGGCCGGCGCUGGCCAAGCGCUACGACAGACCCACGCUGCUGGAGCUGCCGCCCGCGCGGCCGUCCCCGCUGCCGCCGCCGCCGCCGCCGCCGCCCUUCGCGCCGCUCGCCGCCGUGCCCAUCAGCAGCAGCGAGCCGCCGCCGCCGCCGUUCCCGACGCAGCCUUCCUACCCGGCCGGCUCAGGCCGGGCCCCAGCCGCCGCCGCCGCCUCGUCGUCGUCGCCGUCGUGCACGCCUGCCGCGCCCCCGAGCCACCCGAGGACUCCGGCGCCGCCGCCGCCGCCGCUCACGGCCGCCGCCGCGUCGUCGUCGUCGUCUUUCGCCGCCGUCGUCAGGUACGGCCCGGGCCCGGCGAGCGGCGCGGGCAGCAGCAGCGCGGGUAGCGACGGCGCGGGCCUGGAGCUCAGUGCAGAGAGCCGAAUGAUCCUGGAUGCCUUUGCCCAGCAGUGCAGCCGUGUUCUUAGUCUCUUAAAUUGUGGAGGAAAACUUCUGGACUCCAACCAUUCUCAAUCCAUGAUUUCUUGCGUCAAGCAGGAAGGCUCUAGUUAUAAUGAAAGACAGGACCAGUGUCACAUUGCAAAAGGGGUCCAGAGCCAGACCUCUGACAACAUAGACAUAGAAAUGCAAUAUAUGCAAAGAAAACAACAAACUUCUGCCUUUUUGAGAGUGUUCACUGACUCUCUCCAAAAUUACCUGCUCUCGGGGAGCUUCCCGACACCGAACACCUCGUCAGUCAGUGAGUAUGGCCACCUGGCUGAUGUGGACCCUCUGUCAACCUCCCCGGUGCACACAUUAGGUGGCUGGACCUCCCCAGCAACAUCUGAGUCCCAUGGUCACCCAUCGUCAUCCACACUGCCAGAGGAGGAAGAGGAGGAGGAAGAGGAAGGCUACUGUCCUCGUUGCCAGGAGCUGGAGCAGGAGGUUAUCUCACUGCAACAAGAAAAUGAAGAGCUCAGAAGGAAAUUAGAGAGCAUCCCAGUGCCCUGCCAGACCGUCCUAGAUUAUCUAAAGACAGUGCUGCUGCACCACAACCAGCUCCUGCCACAGCCCACCGACCAGCCCACCGAGGGAAGCAAGCAGCUGUUGAACAACUAUCCUGUCUACAUAACAAGCAAACAGUGGGAUGAGGCUGUAAAUUCUUCCAAGAAAGAUGGGAGACGGCUCCUUCGAUACCUCAUCAGAUUUGUUUUCACAACCGAUGAGCUUAAGUACUCAUGCGGCCUUGGGAAAAGGAAAAGGUCAGUGCAGUCAGGAGAGACAGGUCCUGAAAGACGCCCUCUGGAUCCAGUUAAAGUCACGUGCCUCCGAGAAUUCAUUAGGAUGCACUGUACCUCGAACCCUGAUUGGUGGAUGCCCUCGGAGGAGCAGAUCAAUAAGGUGUUCAGUGAUGCUGUGGGUCACGCCCGUCAGGGCCGGGCAGUGGGGACCUUCCUGCACAACGGUGGCUCGUUCUACGAAGGCAUGGAUCACCAGGCUUCCCAAGACGAGGUCUUCAACAAGAGUUCACAGGAUGGAGCUGGGGACUAGUAGACAGGCUGUUCACACCCUGGCAGUGGUGUUUUUGUUUUCUGUUUUGUUUAAGAGCUCCAAUUGUGAAUGUCCAUUUCCUUGUCACCUUAGAGUCCGAAGCAUGUUAUUGUGUCAAUACUUUACACAUUCUCGAAUUUAAAACUCUUGACCCACUGCCACAGUCCCCAAAUAGAAAUCCACUUUAGGGUUUUUUGGGGGAAGUCUUUGGCACCUGCAGUAGACUUUGGGUGUAUGGUAUCACAGGGGAAAAGGUACAGUUGGCAUGAGGUCAUUACUAGCUAGACACUGAGGGUGUUUCCUGUCCCAGAUCUUCAGGUAAGCCUGGCCUCCUGAGCAGAGCUGGUCUCCAGGGAAGGUUCAGUUAGUGUCCCUGCACGUAGGAGAAGGGAAGACACACAGCUGUUUCCAGGGACAAAGCAACAAGCAUUUUCUUAUUCAAUUCAAGUAAGUUGUCUUUCGAUUUUCCAAAGGCUUGCAUUCAGAGUUCUCAGCAGUGACACAGUAUAGAUGACACUGUGAGCUUCUGUAUAUUAUAAGCUUAUUGAUGCAAAGCCAGGAACAGAGGCCAUGUGUAUAGAGUGGCUAAGUGGAAGCCAGCUACUUCUCUGUUAUCUUACAGUCAGAAUUCACUGUGUCAAUCAGAAAGGCAGACUCAUCUUUGUGGUUUACAAGCAGGAGAUUCUCGCUAUAUCUUUAGGAAACGUCCAAAGAUUCAAAGCCAUUUUCAAAUUCCUCACUUCAUAAAUUCUUAGAUGUGUAGCUUCCAUAGCCUUAACUCAUACUCUGCCAACACAUUGGUGGUGGCUUCAGUGAGGAUUCCCCCUAGCUAGCUGUUUUGUAAGAUCAAGCAUGGUUGAUGACUGACAGCAUCUGUUGUUGAUCAGGGGCCUAGCAUUGUAGACACACAGCCUCUAGGCCAUUCUGACAACUAUGCAAUGAAUGGCUUGUUGGUGAUUUCCCUGAAACUUGACCUUUCUGGGCUGAGUGGAGGUCUAGAAAGUAUAACAUUUCUGUCUCCCAUUGUCAUGGGGAAAAACACCUCAUCCAGCUGUGCCUCCUUUCCCCACAGCCACUCUCAGUCUAAGCUCUGAGUUACUGUCCUGUUUCCCUGGUUAAUUUGUGGAAUCCAUAUGUGAGGUUAGUGGUGUCCUGGGAACCAUUAAUUUCCUAUCAAAGGCUACAGAGCUGCGAUAGUCAUUGCUGAUGAGGGUUCAACUUUGGACAUGAGGAGAGAGUGGCAUUGUUAAACAGUCAAGAUGACUGUUCUUGUGGAACCAAGAGCUGAGUAGGCACUGUUUAUUUAGGGUUAUGAGUGUCAUCUUCGAACAUAGUGAAGAGCUUUGAACAUGGGAUAGAAAUUCAGACUGAAUAUCCACAUAGAAAAGAACUUUUGCAGAGGGCAGUUUUGUUAGAAUAUAUCAUACAUCCUUCAGUAUUUACCAUCAGACUUUGAACAAAUCAGAUGACCAGUUUAGAAGGAAAGGAAAUGAGUACAUGAGGUGUCCUUUACAUGGCCGACGCCAGUGUCUUUGGCUAUCCAAGAGAAAGGGGCAUUUUAACAUGAUCAAAGGUCUGGAAGUCUAUCCUAGGAAUUCUCUAAAUUCCUUGGGUAGAGCAGGCCAUCUUUUCAUCUGCAUUUCCAUCAUCUGUGGGUAUGUUGUCACUGCUGAUGUUUAGCAGCUGCUUUUAAGGAAUGUGGACUUGCAGGCUGUACCACUUUGCUGUAGGUUUGGGGGUUCAGCACGUACCUUCUGUGCACCAUCUUGGAUCUUCUGUGGUACAGGUUUUUGCGAUGGAUAACAUGCAUUUAGAGCACUAACUCUCCAGUCCUUUGGCUUCCCACAGCUAUGGGGUGGGGGCGGGAACCUCCAGGCUGCUAUUUCUACCAUUUGAAAGAGAGCCUGUGCCAGGCUCACCACUGCUUCUGCUCCUAAGCCACCUGCUCCUUGCCUCUCCAGAUGAGGGUCCGCUCUGUCAGCAGUUUCCCAUGACUGACCAUUUCUGAAACAGUGGAAGUGAUACUGGCCGUUGAGCACAUGAGGAAACUAAGGCCCAGGGUGCUGCCUUCCUCAGUAUCCACAGCCAGUAGUCCUCAGCCCUGCCCAGUGUCCAUUUUUCCUGCCUCUAUUUAUGCGAUUGCCAUUUUCCUUAGCUUGGUUGUCUGCCUAGUAGCAGCAGUCAACAAUUUGUCUAAGUCCUCUGCUGGCUCUUUCCCUUAGCGGGUAUCUACUUAAAGCUGGAGUGCUACUUAAGUCAUGGAGGUUUGCUGUGUGGUCAGCUGAGUGUUAAAUCAGCCUACAAAUGGUGCCACCUCUGGCAGGGACUCAAUUCACCAUUAAGAUGGCUGCCCUGAUUUUUCCACAAGACUUUGAUUUCAUGUUUGGAAGUCUGAGGAUGUUGGCUAUCAACGUAGCCACAGUGUUGGUUUGAUUUUUUUUUUCAUAGCAUUCUGGCAGUCAGACACAUGGCUCUCACAGUGUAAAACUUAGUCCUCUGUCAACUUUUAGAAUUACCCUGAGUCAUUUUGUGUCGGUUCAAAGUAGACUUGAGUUAAAACAACUCAGAGUGCAGCUGUGCCGUCCCAUUGGUGAGAACACUAAAUGUGGCAUCUUGUCAGUGAUUAGGUGGGUCCAGUGUCCCAGCUAUCAGAGGCUCCAUAAUCAACAGUGACAUUGCCAUGGCAUGGCCUUUAUUUUCCAAAUUCAAAUGGCUGUUUCUCACAGUGAUCUGACUCCCCAAGCACAAAUCUUGCCAAGAGGAAGAUGACCUUGGAAUAACCUGUAAGGGCACUGGGACCAGAAACCUGUGGAGAGGAGCAGAGUUCUACAUUUGAUUCGGUCACAUUUCUCACCAGCCCAUCUGUGGGUAUUCAGCCUCUCGUGGUAUCAAGAACCCUGAAGCGUGUCAGUUUGUAGCUGUUUCUACCAGGCUUUAACCCUGUUCCUCAUCCAUCACAGCAUUUAGGGACCUGUCACCAUGUGUUUCAUAAGGCUUCCCGAGGUAGGGAGCAGAGAACAGAGGUGUGCAAGAGUGCUGUCAUCUCUUGUUCAAGUAUUGAGGGAUCCGUGUCACAACUCACGGCUGUAGUUAGUCGGUGGUUCGUGUCGAUAGUCCCUUACCCUUCAUCAGGAUGGUAAGGAGACACAUCAUUACAGUCUUACUUGAUACAGGUACUCUAUGUGGCAUCAGGUCACAGCCACUGGUGGCAAUAGAAUUGUUGGUUGUUUUUUCCAUUCAGUCCUAUAAUGAUUCUUGAAGUAGCAGGUGUUUACACAAAAAUCUAAACAAUAACUUGAUUUUGGGAAUCUGCAGGUGUGUGAUUGCUACAUAUUUGUGCCUCGUUCUACAAUUCUUGAGAAAGUGGAUGGAGCACCAUGGGAAGAUGUGAACUCUGUCCAGAACUCAAACACACAUCGUCCUUGUUUGAGAUCUGUGUUUUUCGGUACAAGGGAUCAGACAUUCAAUAUGUGCUCUAGACUAAUCCUAACGCCCACUGACUACCUCCUUAGUUUACAUAUAGACCAGUUAUCUCUUUUGG